AUGCCGCAGUCCUGCAAAGACAUCCGCGCUGCGCUGGCAUUCUGCCUCCAAAAUAGCGACUGCAUCAUGGUCGACCGACACACGCCCGGCGAAUGUCUGCGCCCGCCCCUCAAAUACACCCUCCCCACCCAGUGCCAGCAGCUGCAAAAGGGCUACGCCGAAUGCAAAAAGGGCAUGAUUGACAUGCGCAAGCGCUUCCGCGGCAACCGACCCAUUGCCGUGCCAGGCCAGCUCGAGACGGGCGCAUUUGGCCAGGGCCGUUCCGAGGCGGACGAGAAGGCGGGCACCAUGGAGGAGAAGGGAUACAUGCUCUACGCGGGGCGGCCGUACAAAGACGUCAAGGAGACCAAGGGCGAUGAGGAUCCAGAGAACAAGGGCCUGGACCGGUAG
This is a messenger RNA of Alternaria ethzedia, 390 nucleotides long. RefSeq lists its product as uncharacterized. Gene Ontology annotation, biological process: mitochondrial respiratory chain complex IV assembly. NCBI's taxonomy places the organism in Eukaryota, Fungi, Ascomycota, Dothideomycetes, Pleosporales, Pleosporaceae. The coding region runs from base 1 to 390 and encodes 129 amino acids. The record is from RefSeq and is a predicted model, not a curated record. The transcript has 2 exons. Gene Ontology annotation, cellular component: mitochondrion.